CUAAAUAUGGUUUUGAUUAUUCAUAAUUAAAAUACUAAAACUAAAGGGUAUCCGUUAUUCCACAUUCCCUUUUCAAGACUUCCAACUUGUUAUACUACUUGAUAUUCUAAUCAGCCUGUAGAUUUGUUUUGUUGUUUUUGAUAGCCUUCGUAGUAUUUGCUCUUGAUUAGCCGAGAACGGCGGCGAAAACCCCUGGGCUCACCUUAGUCGUGUUUAAAUUGGAAGCGCAUGCGGUUGUCGGUGCUCUCCGUUCACGAUCCUCGAUCCAUUAUCGGUGGCUCCGGGUGCCGUAAGAUCGACUCAAGUGUUUCCGUGAUUGACAACUUCUUUUUACAUUCUGCAACACCUAUCCUUGUCUUUCAAAUCAAACGAUUUUCAAAUAAAACCAAUAGCCUGUGAAUAUUCCAAGUUGCCUAAGAGUAUGCAAUAGUGUUGUGUGUGAUUUUUCAUGAUCCAAGCUAAACCCAAUAAAAACCAAUAAAAUGCAUGAUCCCAGCGAUUACGACUCAGUUUACAGCGAGGAAGACUUCCUGGAGACCGUUCGAGGAGCUGAGACCCCUCCUCUUAUGAACUACGAAGAAUUCCGCGUGAAGACAAUGGAUGAACGACAACACAUACAGAAGAAAACAUUCACGAAAUGGAUCAAUUCACAUCUCAUCGAUACCCAGUGCACGCCAGUGAAGGAUUUGUUUUUGGAUCUGCGGGACGGACACCGAUUGUUGGCCCUGCUGAGCACCCUGACACAAACACACUUGAAACCCGAAAAGGGUCGAAUGAGAGUACAUCACAUCAACAAUCUGAACAAGGUGAUUACCGUGAUCCAGCAGCAUGGUGUCAAGUUGGUGAACAUCUCCAGCGAUGACAUAGUGGGAGGCAAUGCCAAGCUGACCCUGGGCCUCAUCUGGCUGAUAGCGCUGGAGUUUAAUGGCCAACAUCUAGUCAAGAGUCAUUCGAGCAACGGGGUGGAGAAAUCCCUAUUGGCCUGGGCACGUCAGUAUACGGAACCACAUGGCCUGCAGCUCAACGAUUUCUCCAGUUCAUGGUCCGAUGGACGAGCCUUCCUCAUGAUCCUGGAUGCUCACGUGGAGGAGCUAAAUCUGCCAGCGGCCUUGCAGCAGCAUGCGUUGCAGAGACUUCAUUUGGGUUUCGAUUUGGCACAUCGACACUUCAAAAUUGAAAAGCUGCUUGAUGCUGAGGAUGUUCAUACCCACAAACCGGAUAAUAAAUCUAUACAGAUGUAUGUGAUGUGCCUGUACCAUGCCAUGGAAUCCAUGAGGACAAGGGAGCAGGAGCAUGAUGAGGGGCAGGAUCACGAUCCGGGAAGAGUGCCCUGCACUAGCAUCACUGACUUGGAUGAGGUGCCACUGGACAAUGAUCGUGCUAGUUUGGGUCUAUAUACUUCAGAUAGUGCUGGCAGCAUGGAGCAGAGGUCUUCGGCGGAACUGAAGACACACUCCAUACGCCCCUUGAGCACCGCCACCAAUGCCAGUGUGGAGAUUAGUGGCUAUCAGUCAGCUCUUGAGGCAGUACUUACCCUAUUGCUAGAAGAUGAGCAGCUUCUGUCACAGGAUCUGCCCGAUCCGCAGGAUUUCCAGACAGCUAAACUGCAAUUUCACGAAAACGAAAGCUUUAUGCUGAAGCUAACCGAACAUCAGGAGUAUGUGGGAGAGGCUUUGGAAGAGGGAAGCAACCUCAUCAACGAAUCCCAGAAAGCAGGAACUGGUCUGAGUCAGGAGGACCAAAACGAAGUGAGGCAACAAAUGGUGUUGCUCAACGAACGUUGGGAAACCUUGAGAUUGCGAGCCCUGGACGUCCAAGCCAAAAUCCUAAUGCGAUUGGCAGAGUUUCAGAAGCAAAAACUCGAACAACUUCGGCAGUUUCUAACAAGUGUUGAGGAUCGUAUUUCUCAUAUGAGUGAUAUAGGACCAACUCUGGGAGAAGCUGAGAAGCAACUGGUUGAAGCUCGAAAACUAAAAGCCGAUCUUAGCGAACAGCAAGAAUUGGUGGAUAGUCUGAGUAGUAUGGUGGUUAUUGUAAAUGAUACCUCGGGCAAUUUUAAUGAUCUAGAAGACCGUUUGAGUGCUCUGGGCGAGCGAUGGUCGCAUGUGGUUAAGUGGAGCGAUCUGCGAACCGAGAAGCUGCAACAGUAUAAAUGUAUCUCCAGAUGGCUGGAUGCCCGCGAGCAGGAUCUCAAGCUGAUGGAGAGCAGGGAUGUCACAGAUGUCGGCGGUAUUACCCAGCGUAUUAACGAGCUUAACUAUUGUGCCAAGGAUCUGUUGGAACUUCAAAGAUAUCUGAUAGAUCUGCGUCAAAUGGUGGCUGCCACUUUGCAGGAUGGUGAUGACAAGGGUGAAAGGGUUCUCAUCCAAUUGGAAAGCUAUGAAGACCGUUUAGAUGCCCUGAAACAAAUUGUUGAAGUACAAACGGUUCGAAUAGAGACCAAGGGCUUUAACUUUGGACGAGAUCGUGCCAGUUAUGAUGACAGUAGGGUGGUCCGUCCUGAGGGCUGGGUGGAUUACCAGAUGAUCAUUCGCUUUGGCGAUGAGGAGUCUCAGGAAGACGAAGAGGAGCAUGAUUUGGCCAGCAAAAAGCGAAAGUUAAGGAAUGCUGAUAACUUUUAUGCCUUGGAAAAUCUGAUCAUGGAGCAUUUUGGUUAUGUCCAGGAAGUAGAGCAAAAGCUACAGCAAAUACAGAGACAAAGUCUGCGGCAACAAUGUGAUUUACUCAAGGAACUUCAGGCGGAGAACAGCCGACGUAGUGGUACUUUACCCGAACUCAAGAAACUCUAUGAAGUCUGCGAGCUAGAGGAUCCGUCGAGGAAUCUUCUCCUGGAGGAAACCCACAUCAAGCAGCUGGAGCAGAGAUAUGCUACCCUGACACAAAAACUAGCAAGCCAGCAAAGCGAGAGCUCAACCCUGUUGGCCAAGGAAAAGUAUUACAACAGUCUGACAGGUUUCAAGUUGGUUCUGGCUGAUUCCAGAGAUUGGUAUAAACAACACGCUGGUUCAGCCAGUGGCAAGGAGCUAGAGCAGCGUUUAAGCCACAUGGAAUCCCUGGCGUCUGAAAUUGCUGAGGCCAAAACGGCCACAGAAGAGUUGGAUAAUCAGAUGGUAGAAUGGAAGCAGGAUUUUGGCUUGUUCUAUGAUAGCUGGCAUGACAUGAAGCAGGCUCUACAGGCUCUGAUUCAACAGAGGGGUGGAGAAAGUCUUUCCAGGCAACUAAAGCAAGUUCAGGAUUUCGUAACUAAAGUCUCAAAUCAAAAGGUACGCGUUUCCAAUUUGGAAAUCAUGCAAAAGCAACAGUAUUUGCUUAAUCAGUUGGUAGACGAACUAGAGUCCCUUCGGCCAACUUAUGAUAAAUUACCCAAGCACCUGAUUGGUGAGGAGCUACAAGCCACUUGGGAGAGACUUCCCGAGCAGCUCAAUGAGCGUGUGAUCAAGCAAACCACAGCCAUUGAAAAUCUAAAUCACUUUGCAGCGGAAUAUAAUGCCAUUAUAGCCAUUUUGCGAAGUGCAGCGGAGUCGAAAUUGGAUGGCAGUCAAAGUGGUAGCAGUCAAGAUCUUCGGAAACUGGAGAUUGAUGUGAUAAGUGCAAGGAAUUUCAGUGAAAUUCUGAUUAAGGAAGCAGAACCAGCUCAAAAGGAAUCCCUGCAAGCACAAAUAAGAGCCUUGAAUACCUUAUACGACCAAGUGGAGCAAGUUCAUCGGGAGAAGAAGCAACAGCAGACGGUACUUCAAUCCCAGAUUGAUCUCAUCCAGCAGAGGCUCAAGAAAACUGAUCAGUGGCUAACGGACUUGGAGAACAACACUCCCAAAUCUGGAAUCAACGACAUAGGUAACUCCAAUGAGCUAUUCCAAAGCAAGUGCCGCUUUCAGACCCUCAAAGAAACCUGCGAAAAGGAAACGACACAGUUUAGGGAACUCAAUGAACUGGGCGGUGAGCUACUUCUCCAAAUGGAUGAACUUCAAGAUAAGGAUAGAGAAUCCAGAUAUGGAUCACUGGCCAAGCAGUUCACACGCAUCAAUGCCAGAUGGACGGAGGUCACCGAGCUGGUUUAUGCGAAGACAGCCCUACUCGAGCAUAUAUCAACGCAGCUGGGGGAGUUCAAGAAGUUCAUGGUUAGCGAGACGGGUUACCUGGACAAGUUGGAGAACAAGAUACGCAACACGCCAGAGAAUGCAGCCGACGCCGAAGAGAUCAUGGAGGAACUUGAUGAUCUGGAGAAUGUUCUGCGCUCGCACUCUGAGGAAUGGCUGGAGAAGAUUCAGGAAAUUGGCAAUGAGCUAAUUGACAACGAAUUCAUGGCCGAAUCCAUGCGACGGGAUAUAGAUGACAUCGUCCAACGUUGGACUCAGCUCCAGCAGCAGGCGAAGAACCGAACCGAGCUCCUGGAACAAAAGGUCAGCGAGGCGGAGCAGUCGGAGAAGUGCAUUGUGCAGUUUGAGAAGUGGCUGACCCGGGUGGAUGAGAUACUCAGCGAGCAUCUGGAAAACGAUGUGACCAUUGAGGAUCUGCCGGAAGAUUUCCAGCGCUUAGCUCGCGAGUUUGUGGCCAAUGAGAAAAACUUCAAAGAGAUCAGCGAACUUAUAGAUGAGCACACGAGAAACGGCAAGGUCGGAGCUGCCAAUCGCCUCCAGGAGCAGCUCAAUCUGAUGGAGGUUAGGUUCAAGUUCUGCCAGGCUAAGCUGAGCAAGUGCACCGCUCCACAACCUGCCUAUGAAUCGCGCUUGAACCGGGCCUAUGCAGAUCUGCGGGAUGUGGAACGAUCCACCUUGGUACUGGACGUAGCAUCCGCUGGCCCGAAUACGGUUCAGGCUCAGUACCAAAAGUGUUUGCACAUUUAUCGCACAUUAUCCGAGAUAAAGGCGGAAAUUGAGAGCACAAUUAAAACCGGUCGCCGGGUUUGUGAGGACAGGUACACGAAAUCCCCCAAGCAGCUGAGCCAGCGGAUUGAUGCCUUGAAGCACCUUUACAAUGCCCUCGGAGAGAAUGUGACCCAGUCCAAGGCAUUCCUUGAGAGUCUGCUCACAUUGGCGAGGCAAUUAGAGGAGUGUUUCGAUUCGGCUGAUACCCUAAUCCGACGCUUUGAGUCGCCACAGGAAGUGCACGAUAGAAACUCCAUACUAUUGGAGUUUGAGGAUGUGUUGCGAAGGUGCGAGGACCACUACAAUGAGUACAGCAAGUCCUGUGACCAGAGCUGCAUGGUAGAAACACGUCAGAGAAUAGAUGGCUUAAAGGCCACGUACCACAAGCUGACCAGUGCAGACAUAAUCAAGCGGCUUACCGAGAUGAAGGCCACCCUGCAGAACCUGGACAAUAUUUCCUUGGAGACUUUAAGGGCAAUGGAGCAUGACCUGAAGGAGAUAAAUGUGCCCUCGAAUCCGGAAAUUGAGAAAUUGCAGCAGCAAGUAAUUGCAAUUGUCGUGGAUGUGUUGAAAACGCGUUUCAAUGAAGCCACAACGCUUGCCGCUAGAAAUACGAAUUCUCCAGAAAAUGAUGAUACGGAAAUUGUUAUUGUCAGCGAUACGGUGAGACAACGACGUGCCAGGACACCUCAGUCAGGGGAAUCUCCUUCAUCUGCCAAUACCAGUACCUCAGAGUCUCCAACCAAGGGUGUGGAGAACGCCCCAGAGACGCUUGGCGACCAGGUCCUGCCGGAUCUUCUGCCACCUCAAACAUUCCGCCUAGCGGAGUCUAGCACUCUCUUCUCACAGAUAUCCCUAAAUCCUGAAAAGAUUUCAAAAACUCCACCACCAAAACCUGUGAAAACCAAACGAAAGGCUCCCACUUCCCCUGCCCAGGUGGUGGAGAUCAAGGUCAAGAAUAUCCAAAAUGAUAAGAUGUCGGUGCAGAAUAUUGAUCUGGAACCACAGCAGGGAGAAAUCGUAGACACCGUCAAUAUCCUGGAGAGUGUAGAACCUUUUGUACCCGAAUAUGUGGAGACUGUGCAGAUUGUGGAUCUCUCGGAGGACUCUGAUUCUUCAGUUAGAGUUGAUAGCCAAGGAAAGGAAGUUCGACGAUCCAAAAGCAAGCAUUCCCUAAAUGAUUCACCACUGCCCAAGGUCUCAGACAAUGAAGAUUCGGCGGAACAGGAAGAGGAUCUUCUGCGUCCUUCAGCUGAGAAUACUAGCACACCUUUCCUGAGAGUGGAGAAGCACCGAAUCUCCUUUGAUGAGAAACGCAAGCGGGUAGCCAACGAGCGUGAUAUCCUGCGUGAUUCCGAGGAAGAAGAACCCAAAACACCAGAUACUCCCCGGACACCACAAGUCUCCAAACCGAAACGUUGGCGACAACUCCAACCGGAAAUGGACGCCCUGGAACCCGAGUCACCUGGUCGCGAUAGUUUUUAUAGUCCCGACAAAGAAUCUGGUUUCGAUGCUGAACCUCUCGUGUUUUCAGACGAUGAGGAUAUUCCGCGUUUCUCGCUGGAAAUGACACCAACCUUUGACUCCGAUAGUGAUACGAGUCGCAUUGAGACGCCAUCGACCAAAAAGCCCAACCCAUUCUUAAGCAAGGUCCUCGAAUCGAUGCCUUCACCUACGGAUGAUUCAAACAUAACGCUCAAAAGCCCGCUGAGCGAACAGCAGCCCCAGAAUCUGGAUGAUCGUGUCCGGGAGUUCGAUAAGCAGGCCAAGCAAAUGAUCUACAAACUGAAGCUUACCAAGGCCAAGAUCGAGCAGUGUCAUGAAAGCGAAGCAGAGGAUCUCCGCCUGCUAAUAGCUCCCGAUGCGGCCACCUUGAUAUCCCAGGGCGACUCUUUGGUCCUGGAAACCCAUGGUAAACAGGGUAGCAUAUCCCGCCUCGUAAUGCGCACUCAAAUCAUAUUGCGAGAACAGUUCCGGGAAGUGCAGCAAGCUAAAUCGAAGACCUCGGGAAGUGGGACACCAGCUCCCCCAUUGGACAGCGUGAAUAUUGAAGAACUCGUGACCAAGGGACUGCGUCGCAUCAAUGUUCUCAUAGAAAAGACUGUGGAUCUGAAGUCUAGCAGUGAUCUUGAGAAGCGUAUGGAGGAUAUCAACGAGCGGCACGACGAUUUACAGGUGAUUGUCAGCGCCAUUGGCAAGAACGCCCAGAUGCCGAAGGUCACGCCCCUCAUGAUGAACGAAAUUGAAAAGACGAAAAACAAUUUGAUAGCUCAUGCGGAUUCCAUUGAGCUCUCGUUGACGGAACUGAGAAAUGGCCCCCGAAUUUCCAAUGGCAAGGAGCGACCAGAUGCAUCUAGUAGCCCCGCCAUCAGCUGUCGUUCUGAAUACAAUAACGAGCCGAGCGGUACUGGAGCGUUGGCCGGCAGCUUCGAUAAGUCAGUCCUGCAAAUUUCCGACUGGCUGACUUGGGAACAAAACAUGAUCAAGAUACAGAGCGUGCUCGUCGACGAUGGCGAUGCAGUGCGACUGGCCAUCGAGAAGCAGGAGAAAGUUCUGCGUGAAUUGAAAAUGAAAAAGCCGCAGCUCAACGAACUGGUUCAUACGGCGGAAGUGCUCAAAGGCGACGUGAAACGCCAGCAAUUGCAGGAGAAAGAGCUGAAACAGUUUUCCCUAGCACCGCACUGUUCAGCGGACUUAGAUUAUAUGCGUUGCUGUCUGAAAGUGACCCGUUUGCGAGAACAUUGGGAUGAGACGUCGCAAUGUGUCCUGCAGAGAGCUGCCCAACUUAAAAACAUGCUGAGCGACUCACAGCGGUUCGAGGCCAAGCGCGUGGAGCUCGAGAAGUGGCUGGCCCGCAUGGAGCAAAGAGCCGAGCGAAUGGGUACCAUUGCCACCACAGCGGACAUCCUGGAGGCCCAGCAAAAGGAGCAGAAGACUUUCCACGCGGAACUCCACCAGAACAAGCAACACUUUGAUAUAUUCAACGAGCUGACGCAGAAACUGAUUGCCGUUUAUCCAAACGAUGAUACCACCAGGAUCAAGAAGAUGACGGAGGUUAUCAAUCAACGCUAUGCCAACUUAAACAAUGGAGUCAUCAAUCGUGGCAAGCAACUGCAUGCGGCUGUGCAUAGUCUUCAGUCGUUUGACCGAGCCAUGGAUCAGUUCCUUGCUUUUCUAUCGGAAACGGAAACACUUUGUGAAAACGCUGAGUCUGACAUCGAGCGCAAUCCAUUAAUGUUCAAGGACCUACAAUCGGAAAUUGAAACCCAUCGCGUGGUUUACGAUCGUCUCGAUGGAACAGGCCGCAAACUUUUGGGUUCGCUCACCUCACAAGAGGAUGCGGUUAUGCUGCAGCGUCGCCUCGAUGAAAUGAAUCAACGUUGGAAUAAUUUAAAAUCGAAAAGUAUUGCAAUCAGGAAUCGCCUGGAGUCCAAUUCGGAGCACUGGAACGCCCUGCUCCUGUCGCUCCGCGAACUGACCGAGUGGGUUAUCCGCAAGGACACCGAACUAAGCACUUUGGGCCUGGGUCCCGUUCGAGGUGAUGCCGCUAGUCUGCAGAAACAAUUGGACGAUCAUAAAGCCUUUCGACGCCAAUUGGAGGAUAAGCGGCCAAUUGUCGAGAGCAAUUUAACGAGCGGUCGUCAGUACAUCGCCAACGAAGCAGCCGUCUCGGAUACCAGCGAUACAGAGGCCAACCAUGAUUCCGACUCGCGUUACAUGUCCGCCGAGGAGCAGAGCCGUGAGCUAACACGCAGCAUCCGACGGGAGGUGGGAAAACUUUCCGAGCAGUGGAACAAUCUAAUCGAUAGAUCUGACAAUUGGAAGCAUCGCCUGGAUGAGUACAUGACGAAAAUGCGUCAAUUCCAGAAGAUCCUGGAGGAUCUGAGCUCUCGCGUUGCCUUGGCCGAGCAGACAAAAACCUCCUGGCUGCCACCCUCAUCCGUGGGCGAGGCCAACGAGCAGAUGCAACAGCUGCAGCGCCUAAGGGACAAGAUGACGACGGCCAGUGCCCUCCUGGAUGAUUGCAAUGAACAGCAGUCCUUCUUCACCGCCAAUCAGGUGCUGGUGCCCACGCCCUGCCUUUCCAAACUGGAAGACUUAAAUACGCGCAUGAAACUCCUGCAAAUCGCGAUGGACGAGCGCCAGAAGGUCUUGUGCCAGGCUGGGGCCCAACAAACGCACGAGAAUGGGGACGAUGGUCGCACCACAUCGAACAGCGGCACCAUCGGACCUCUGCCUAAUCUUGGACAAAGUGUGAAACCGCCCUGGGAGCGAGCCACCACUGCAGCCAAUGUGCCUUACUAUAUCGACCACGAACGUGAGACCACGCACUGGGACCAUCCCGAAAUGAUCGAGCUGAUGAAGGGCCUGGCAGAUCUCAACGAGAUACGCUUCUCCGCCUACAGAACGGCCAUGAAACUGCGGUCAGUUCAGAAGCGAUUGGCUCUUGAUAGGAUCAGCAUGUCAACUGCCUGCGAAUCUUUCGAUCGACAUGGCCUGCGUGCCCAAAACGACAAGCUUAUCGACAUACCCGACAUGACCACGGUGCUGCAUUCGCUCUACGUGACAAUCGAUAAAAUUGAUUUGACGCUGAUGCUGGACCUGGCCAUCAACUGGAUCCUGAAUGUCUAUGACUCCCAGCGCACUGGCCAGAUCCGAGUACUGAGCUUCAAGGUUGGGCUGGUUCUCCUCUGCAAAGGUCACCUGGAGGAGAAGUAUCGCUACCUUUUCCGUCUGGUCGCAGACACUGACCGACGGGCGGAUCAGAGGCGACUAGGACUUCUGCUGCACGAUUGUAUUCAGGUGCCCCGCCAACUAGGUGAAGUUGCCGCCUUUGGAGGCUCUAACAUAGAGCCCUCGGUGAGGUCUUGCCUGGAGCAGGCUGGCAUCUCGCAGGAGGCCAUCGACGGCAACCAGGACAUCUCAAUUGAGCUGCAACAUUUCCUCGGCUGGCUGCAACACGAACCGCAGAGUCUCGUAUGGCUUCCCGUGCUCCAUCGUCUGGCGGCGGCAGAGGCCGCCAAGCAUCAGGCCAAGUGCAACAUCUGCAAGGAGUACCCGAUCGUGGGCUUCCGCUACAGAUGCCUCAAGUGCUUCAACUUCGACAUGUGCCAAAAGUGUUUCUUCUUCGGCCGCAAUGCCAAGAACCACAAGCUCACGCAUCCCAUGCACGAGUAUUGCACCACUACCACAUCCACCGAGGACGUUCGUGACUUCACACGCGCCCUGAAGAACAAAUUCAAGAGUCGCAAAUACUUUAAGAAGCAUCCACGUGUUGGCUACCUGCCCGUACAGAGUGUUCUCGAGGGUGAUGCUCUGGAGAGUCCUGCGCCUAGUCCUCAGCACACAACCCAUCAGUUGCAGAAUGACAUGCACUCCCGACUGGAGAUGUAUGCCUCGAGGCUGGCUCAGGUGGAGUAUGGUGGAACUGGAUCCAACUCUACACCAGAUAGUGAUGACGAGCACCAGCUGAUAGCUCAGUAUUGCCAGGCCCUGCCCGGAACUUCAAAUGGAAGUGCCCCCAAAUCGCCUGUUCAAGUGAUGGCUGCCAUGGAUGCAGAACAAAGAGAGGAACUAGAGGCGAUUAUCCGAGACCUCGAGGAGGAGAAUGCCAAUCUGCAGGCGGAGUACCAACAACUGUGCAGCAAGCAGCAGAGUGGCACGCCCGAGGACUCCAAUGGCAUGCAACACUCCAGUUCCAGCAUGACGGGUCUUUCUGGCCAGGGCGAGCAAGGACAGGACAUGAUGGCGGAAGCGAAGCUAUUGCGUCAGCACAAAGGACGCCUGGAGGCGCGCAUGCAAAUCCUGGAGGAUCACAAUCGUCAGCUGGAGGCCCAGUUGCAGCGACUUCGUCAACUACUGGAUGAGCCCAAUGGCGGCGGCAGUAGUGCCACUAGCAGCGGUCUGCCCAGCGCCCCCGGAUCCGCCUUGAAUUCCAAACCAAACACCCUGCAGACUCGCUCGGUGACCGCCUCGCAAUUGAACACAGACUCACCGGCCAAGAUGAACCAGCAGAAUGGACACUACGAGCACAACUCAAAAAACUCUAGUGGCCUGGUGACCGCCAUUACCGAGCAGGAAUUGGAGAGCAUCAACGACGACUUAGAUGAGACGUCGAGCAGCAACACUACGAACACAACAACGACGACGACGACCACGGCAACCACGGAGAAAACCUGCGUGGAACUACAAAAAUAACACCUUCGAUACUUAACUGCAAGGCAUUAAACUAUAAAGCAAACAAAAAAUAAACAGUAUAAGAAUCCAAAAGAAUUAACUGCAAGCGAGGAAAUCCAAUUGGCUGGCCUGCAAAUUAUUCUAAAUAAUCAUACCUAAACACCUAAAGAUAGAUCCAUAUAGCUAUUGUGGUACAUAUAUUUAUACAUUAUUGCAUACGAAGAGAGAAGAAGAUGAAGGAGAAUUUCUAGAAGAGCUUGAAGUAAGCUGAGAACACUUUUUUAGUAGUUAUGAAAGAUACAAAUCUAUAUAUAUUAUAUACAAAUAUCGAAGCAUAAGUAAGUGAAACAACAUAUUGAAAGCUGGAAAUAAUGCAGAAAUGAUUUAAAGAUUAGAUAAGCUCUAACUCCCACACAAACAUACCUACGAUAUAAUAAAAAGCAAACAACUAUAUCAUAAUUGAAACAUAAUCAUAAUUUGCUAGUACAUGCAAAAUUGUUAUAACUCGCACCUUUU
Drosophila eugracilis is the source of this 11558-nucleotide messenger RNA. Its product is annotated as dystrophin, isoforms A/C/F/G/H. Gene Ontology annotation, cellular component: plasma membrane. The record is from RefSeq and is a predicted model, not a curated record. NCBI's taxonomy places the organism in Eukaryota, Metazoa, Arthropoda, Insecta, Diptera, Drosophilidae. Gene Ontology annotation, molecular function: protein binding; zinc ion binding. Gene Ontology annotation, biological process: synaptic signaling.